This is a messenger RNA of Notothenia coriiceps (black rockcod), 903 nucleotides long. RefSeq names its product serine/threonine-protein kinase DCLK1-like. Lineage: Eukaryota; Metazoa; Chordata; Actinopteri; Perciformes; Nototheniidae. The transcript has 3 exons. Gene Ontology annotation, cellular component: axoneme. Gene Ontology annotation, biological process: photoreceptor cell development; retina development in camera-type eye; intracellular signal transduction. The record is from RefSeq and is a predicted model, not a curated record. The annotation marks the transcript as partial.
CACUGCAAUGAGGGGAGGGUGGAGGACACCGGCUCCAAGACAAACGGCAGGCAGGCAGAGCACCAUCACAGGGGCAACAAAGGGACGCGUGGUUCCUCUCAGGCAUCAAAUGAAUACAUGAUCCAUUGAGACAAAUUCUGCCUACAGCAAAACGAUUUUUUCCCUUCUGCCAUAACCUCAAAGCACUGUACAGUCAUGGAGCUGGAGCACUUCGAUGAGCGGGACAAGGCUCAGAGAAAUACCCGCAGGGGCUCAAGAGGGAAUGGGCUCGCCAGUCCCACUCAUAGCGCUCACUGCAGCCUGUACAGAACCAGGACACUGCAAGCCCUGACCUCAGAAAAGAAGGCCAAGAAGAUCCGUUUCUACCGCAAUGGGGACCGCUACUUCAAAGGGAUUGUGUAUGCCAUUUCUCAGGACAGAUUUAGGUCUAUAGAAGCACUGCUGGCUGACCUCACAAGAGCUCUGUCAGAUAAUGUGAACUUGCCACAAGGGGUUCGAACCAUAUAUACUAUUGAUGGGAUGGGAAAGAUUACCAGCAUGGACCAGCUGGCGGAGGGGGAGAGCUAUGUUUGUGCAUCCAUAGAGCCCUACAAGAUGCUGGACUACACAAAGAAUGUAAAUCCCAACUGGUCACAUGGUGCCAGGACGGCUGUGUCCCUCCGUGAUCCUCCUUCUCUUGGUAGUGCGAAGGCUGGAGCCCCAGAAACCAGGGAGAGCAAGGACUUCAUCAAGCCCAAACUGGUAACCAUCGUCCGCAGCGGAGUAAAGCCUCGCAAGGCUGUACGCAUCCUGCUCAACAAGAAGACGGCACACUCCUUUGAGCAAGUGAUGACUGACAUCACAGAUGCCAUCCAGCUGGACUCUGGAUCCGUCAAAAGGAUAUAUACUGUUGACGGCAAAAUG